Topomyia yanbarensis is the source of this 1793-nucleotide messenger RNA. Its product is annotated as solute carrier family 25 member 35-like. Lineage: Eukaryota; Metazoa; Arthropoda; Insecta; Diptera; Culicidae. The transcript has 3 exons. The coding region runs from base 711 to 1649 and encodes 312 amino acids. The record is from RefSeq and is a predicted model, not a curated record.
UAACACACCAUUUGAGCCAAUCUUCAAAUUCACGAUCCAACUUAGAAAAAAAAGAAACCGAAAAACGUUAACAAUUUUGGUUUGAUCAUUAUUGCGCGAAAUUUGUAUCAUCUUUAAAAUUUGAAUGGAAGCAAUAAACGUAUUACCAAUUAUUAUUACAGAACUUAUCGAUCUAAGAAAAUCCGCACCAGAGCCUCGAUGUUCCAACAUUGUUGUGGAUUAGAUUUCAAAACAAGUGCAAUCAAAUAGAGGAGGGGGAAAAGUUAAUCUUAUAAACCAGUUUCAGGCUUACCUUGACCUACAAUAAAAGCAGCCGGUUCAGGUAGAGCGUGGAAUAAAGGCAUAAACAGAUUUCUCAUAAACGUCAGAAAGCAUAGAAUGAAAGACGUACAGACAAGAUUAGAAUUCCAUCCCGUUGAAGUUCGUUAACUUUUCAAUUCCUUUGUGUAAACCAUUGUUAUUGUGCCUUUAUUUUGUAACCUGCUGGACGGUUCCCUGCGGCAAUCAUGUUUUUUCCUCGUGGGGUUCGCACUCACUGCAAUGAAACGGCUGUGACAGUAAUCGCUUAUCAACUGUUUUCAAGUAUCCAAGAGGUGCCCUUACGAACGAACCCGAUAAGAUAACGGAAUAGCUGAACACGGUUACCUAUUUCUCUCAUUCCCUGUCAGUUCAUCGAUUAGCGUUAACCUAACCACAAUCCGCCGCGUGCAAUGGAAUUCCUUCUGGGAGGCCUCUCAUCCUGCUGUGCCGUUCUAUUCACCAAUCCAUUCGAUGUUCUCAAGACACGUCAACAGUUGGAAGGGGAGCUGCUAGCGAGAGGCAGCAUUGGUAAACGUGCCUACAAAGGACUGUGGCAAUCGAUCGUUUCCGUAGUGCAAUCCGAUGGUUUGCGAGGACUUCAGAAGGGACUUCCCGCGGCGGUUCUGUACCAGUUUUCGAUGAACAGCGUCCGAUUGGGAACGUACCAGACGGUGGAGAAUUUAGGGUGGACCAAAAGUGACGUUGCGUUUGUGUCACCCUUUCUGACGGUGUUUUGGGGUGGCUUUGCUGGGGUUAUCAGUUCCACCGUUUCCUGUCCGGUUUACGUGGUGAAGACGCAGAUGCAAGCGGUCAGUUCCGGUAACUAUACUGCAAAGUUUCAACAUAGACAUAGUGGAACGAUAGCAGCAUUCAGAAACAUGUACAAAGAGAGUGGGAUCAGAGGACUCUAUCGAGGUUACACGGCAAAUAUGGCACGGGUAGCGUUGGGAUCGUCCACUCAAAUGACUUCUUUUACGGCCUGCAAAGAAUUUUUCAUUCAGUACGAGACGUUUCAGGAUUCGGUGGUACUGACUGCACUGGCCAGCAGUACGGUAGCUGGUUUCUUCACAUCAGUAUUGAUGUCGCCAUGCGAUGUUGUUACGACCAGAAUGACAAAUCAAGGUGUUUCUCAAAGCGGAAAGGGGCUUUUGUAUAAGAACAUAUUCGAUUGCUUCCUGAAAAUUUACCGCGCCGAAGGUGUUCACGGAAUGUACAAGGGUUUUGUGCCACUCUACAUAAGGGUAGCACCUCACACUGUACUGAAUUUGACCUUUUGGGAAUUCUUCAAGAAUCUGUACGAUAAUUACUCAAAGAAGAAUGCAUUGAUCGCUGUAUCUGUUGACAGAUAAUACAAUCGGAUAUCAGAGCGUUGAAACUUUCAGAUCUGAGAUUCUAACAGGAAGUAUUUGUAAUUUAGAUUAAUUAUGCAUUUUGGUAGAGCUGCUGGUUUCGAAUAGUUGUUUAUUGAGAUUUUACAUAGAUAGGAAAACAAA